UUAGAGGCUGGGGGCCGGAAGCAGAGCGCAGGGAGUCCCAGGUGGCUCUUAAUGGAGCCGUGCAUUUCCAUUGCCUGCUCCAGAUUCCCCCUCAGGCAGCUGUGGGUGGGGACAGGGGGACAGCAGGUAUAAGAGGCGAGUGUGGCUGUAGAAAGGUGGAUGGCAGCAUGGAUUCCAGGCCGGUAGCCGUGCUGCUGGUGUUGCUGCUGCUAAUAACUGACUGGGGCCACGCUGAAGGACCAGGAGGCCAGGAGGAAGGAGACCAGAUCUUAGUGGAGGAAGACAAUGGACCCCACCCACUGCAGGACGCCCACACCCCUAGGUCACUCUUGCACUGCCUGCUCCAGGCCAUGCAGGGAACAGGCCGGAGCCCAGCCUUCCUGUUUCAGCCCCCAAGGUUUGGCAGAAAUACCCAGGGAUCCUGGAACAAUGAAUGGCUGAGUCCCCGGGCUGAGGAGGGGCUGAGCUCUCAGCUCUGGAGCCUAGCCACCCACCAACGCUUUGGGAAGAAAUGACAUGUCAUGCCCUACAGUGUCUGCAUUCAAGACCCACACCCAAGUGCCGUGU
Trichechus manatus latirostris (Florida manatee) is the source of this 567-nucleotide messenger RNA. RefSeq names its product neuropeptide FF-amide peptide precursor (gene NPFF). The transcript has 3 exons. NCBI's taxonomy places the organism in Eukaryota, Metazoa, Chordata, Mammalia, Sirenia, Trichechidae. The record is from RefSeq and is a predicted model, not a curated record. Bases 168 to 515 code for a protein of 115 amino acids. Gene Ontology annotation, cellular component: dendrite; perikaryon; axon terminus. Gene Ontology annotation, molecular function: G protein-coupled receptor binding; neuropeptide hormone activity. Gene Ontology annotation, biological process: excitatory postsynaptic potential.